This is a messenger RNA of Pyrus x bretschneideri (Chinese white pear), 1461 nucleotides long. Its product is annotated as sugar transporter ERD6-like 7. Gene Ontology annotation, molecular function: sugar transmembrane transporter activity. Gene Ontology annotation, biological process: transmembrane transport; carbohydrate transport. The record is from RefSeq and is a predicted model, not a curated record. Bases 1 to 1437 code for a protein of 478 amino acids. Gene Ontology annotation, cellular component: membrane. The transcript has 18 exons. NCBI's taxonomy places the organism in Eukaryota, Viridiplantae, Streptophyta, Magnoliopsida, Rosales, Rosaceae.
AUGGCCAUUGAAGAUCUAUCAAAGAAUGCUGCACGGGAGGAGAUGAGAGAGCCGCUGGUGAGGGCAGUGAAAGCGGCUGAUGGAGAUGGAUCAGGUCAUGGAAGCGCCAAAGGCGAUCAAUGGAUGGUUUACCUCAGCACAUUUGUUGCAGUCUGCGGCUCUUAUGAAUUUGGUUGCGGCGUUGGUUACUCGUCGCCCACUCAGUCUGGCAUCAUGAAAGAUCUUGGUUUGUCAUUAGCAGAGUAUUCAAUGUUUGGCUCCAUUUUGACAUUCGGUGCAAUGAUAGGUGCUAUCACAAUCGGGCCGAUCACUGAUUUUCUUGGUCGAAAAGGGGCCUUGAGAAUGUCCUGUGUUUUCUGUGUUGCAGGCUGGCUUGCUAUUUACUUCUCCAAGGGGGCUGUGUCUCUGGACAUCGGAAGAGUGGCAACUGGGUACGGAAGUGGAGCAUUUUCGUACAUUGUACCUGUUUUCGUAGCUGAGAUUGCGCCCAAAAAUCUUCGAGGAAGAUUAACUGCUGUAAAUCAGUUAAUGAUUGUUUCUGGAGUGUCCGUUUCCUUCAUUAUCGGGGUAGUAGUGCAUUGGCGGGCUUUAGCACUAAUCGGAAUUGUUCCCUGUGCUGUGAUCAUUUUCGGUCUCUUUUUCAUUCCCGAGUCUCCAAGAUGGUUGGCAAAGACAGGACGCCGGAAAGAGUUUGAAUUAGCGCUGCAGAAACUUCGCGGCAAAGACGCUGACAUAUCUGAUGAAGCAGCAGAAAUCCAGGAGUAUAUCGCAACUCUUGAUCGGCUCCCUCAAUCCAAUUUGCUCGAUUUGUUUCAAAGGAGAUACUUGCGCUCGGUCAUUAUUGCAGUCGGGUUGAUGGUCUGUCAACAAUUGGGGGGAAUCAACGGGGUCUGUUUCUAUGUCAGUGAUAUAUUUGAGCAAGCAGGAUUUUCUCCAGACAUCGGAACUAUAACCUAUGCCAUUCUUCAGGUUGUAGUAACUGGCCUUGGUGCAGCCGUGAUGGAUAAAGCGGGAAGAAAACCUCUAAUUUUGGCUUCUGCAUCCGGGUUGAUACUUGGCUGUGUCCUCGUUGCCAUUUCAUUCUUUCUGAAGGUUCAUGAACUGGCACGCGAUGCAGCUCCCAUAUUUGCUGUAGCAGGCAUAUUGAUCUUUAUAGGAUCUUUUUCGAUAGGGAUGGGAGCAGUUCCGUGGGUUAUAAUGUCGGAGAUAUUCCCUAUAAACAUUAAAGGACAGGCCGGAAGCUUAACAACGUUAGUGAACUGGGUUGGUGCAUGGCUGUGUUCCUACACUUUCAACUUUCUUAUGAGUUGGAACUCAUAUGGUACCUUCAUUCUGUAUGCAGUGGUCAAUGUUCUCGCUGUGUUGUUCGUGAUUGCUGUUGUACCUGAAACAAAGGGAAAAACCCUGGAACAAAUCCAAGGAGAAAUUAACAAUUAAAAGGAACCAAAGAAAUGAAAGGCA